This is a messenger RNA of Mercurialis annua (annual mercury), 834 nucleotides long. Its product is annotated as NDR1/HIN1-like protein 2. Gene Ontology annotation, biological process: defense response to other organism. Bases 108 to 686 code for a protein of 192 amino acids. NCBI's taxonomy places the organism in Eukaryota, Viridiplantae, Streptophyta, Magnoliopsida, Malpighiales, Euphorbiaceae. The record is from RefSeq and is a predicted model, not a curated record. The transcript has a single exon.
AUCUAUAAAACCCUAAUAAAUUCUUUGAUCUUCUCAUUGUUUCAAUCUUUUCUGUUUACAUUACGUCUAUCAUCUUCGGUUUCUCUUUCUUUUGAGCCGGUGUACCAAUGGCUUACCCGAAUACCCGCCCAACCCGCCCCACCUUCCUACAUGCAGCCAUUAUAUGUACAACUAUCUUCUUUACUGCCUUAAUUGUAUUAAUUUUAUGGCUUAGUCUCCGCCCACAUCCUCCAAAAUUUCACAUCCAUGAUUUUAUAGUUACGGGUUCGGGUCAGCCCAAUGGGCUUCAAAAUAUCCGGAUAACUUUCAAUGUCACGGUUCGCAAUAGGAACCCGAGAAUAGGUAUUUAUUAUGAUUCUUUUACUGGGUCGGUCUUUUAUAAAGAUCUUUUAAUUGGAUCUACUCGUUUAUCCGACCCGUUUUAUCAAGGGCCCAAACACACUGGCCUUAUUUUUCAUGUGUUACCGUUGUCACCAUUAACGACGAAUAAUCAGCGUUGGAUGGAGUUUGCCGAUGAUCUGGCAAAAGGAAUGGUGGGAUUGCGUUUAGAGUUGAUAUCAACUGUCCGAUAUAAAACAAAGUUAUGGGAUACUAAGCGCCAUCGCAUGCACCCCAAAUGUGAUGUUAUGGUGGGCUCAGAUGGACUCAUCUUACCAAGCUAUAAGGGCCGGAAAUGUCCCACUUAAUGGGCUAAGUGCAAUGCCAUCUUACUUUUUAGUUUAACCAUUUUUUUUUAAUUUCUUUUUACUGUCCAAACAUUUAGAAUUGUCAAUAUUAACCAUCAUAUUCAAUUAUAGUCAUUUGUUCAAAGUGAAAUAAAAAUCAGUUUAAUUA